This is a messenger RNA of Asterias rubens (European starfish), 4778 nucleotides long. Its product is annotated as serine/threonine-protein kinase Nek4-like. Bases 170 to 2245 code for a protein of 691 amino acids. NCBI's taxonomy places the organism in Eukaryota, Metazoa, Echinodermata, Asteroidea, Forcipulatida, Asteriidae. The transcript is spliced from 16 exons. The record is from RefSeq and is a predicted model, not a curated record. Gene Ontology annotation, biological process: protein phosphorylation. Gene Ontology annotation, molecular function: ATP binding; protein kinase activity.
CACAAACACAUGAGAAUGCUCGAAUAUCCAAUUAGUAAUAAGUACCAAGUUUCGCGCACUCUCUGGAUUUGGGACAUUUAGCCCAGGGUUUCACUUUUUAUCUCGACGUUUUCGAUUGUGUUUUUCAGCUCAGUGUCUUACUUAGUGAUGUAUUGACCGAUUAGCGAGGAUGUCUCUGGAUCACUAUGAGAUAUUGAAGGUGGUAGGAAAGGGUAGCUAUGGAGAGGUAUGGCUGGCAAAACACCGGAAAGAUCGAAAACAGUUUGUCAUCAAGAAGAUGGAAAUGCUAAAUGCAUCUAAACGAGAGAGAACCGCGGCUGAGCAGGAGGCAAAGCUUCUCUCUCGUCUUCGUCAUCCGAACAUCGUCUCGUACAAGGACUCGUUCGAGAGUGAAGAUGGCUACCUUUACAUCGUCAUGGGUUUCUGUGAUGGUGGUGAUCUUUACUGCAGACUUAAGGACCAGAAGGGAACGGCGCUGAUGGAGAAGCAGGUGGUGGAAUGGUUUGUGCAGAUCGCUAUGGCAUUACAGUACAUGCAUGAAAGGAAUAUCCUGCAUCGCGAUCUCAAGACGCAAAACAUCUUUCUUACCAAGAGCAAGAUCAUCAAAGUUGGUGAUCUUGGCAUAGCAAGAGUGUUAGAGGGAAAUAACGACAUGGCUACAACACUGAUUGGUACUCCGUACUACAUGAGCCCAGAGCUGUUCAGUAACAAGCCAUACAACCACAAGUCUGAUGUGUGGGCGCUAGGUUGCUGUGUUUAUGAAAUGGCAACUUUGAAGCAUGCUUUCAAUGCUAAAGACAUGAACUCAUUGGUCUACAAAAUUCUUAGAGGCAAGAUGCCAGCUAUGCCCAAGACUUACAGCAACGACUUAAUAGAACUCAUCAAGGCAAUGCUCAAUUUGGCUCCAGAGAAGCGACCCAGCGUUGCUCGUAUUCUACGCAACCCUUUCAUCAAGACGCACAUUGCUAUCUUUCUUGAAGGUACACGGUCAAGACGACCUAGUUCUGGUAGUUCGGAGCGUAGAUCAUCUAAACCAGAUGUUUCUGCAGACAUUGUUGAGAACACACCUAGAACAGCAUCCGUUAGUGAUCUCCCUCAUGGAAGUCCUCUCUCACCCAUUAAUGAAGUACCCGCCAAGAAUGCAAAGAAGCCUACCUCUCAAAACAGAGCGUCUUCAGCAGGUGAAGCUAAGAAGUCUGCAAAGACGAGGCCAUCAUCGGGAUCCAAAGAAAAGAAAGAUUCUUCAAACAGCGCUGUACCUGCUAAAGAUGGCUUGAAGGUGCCCUCUGCAAGGAAGGGCCGUCCACUUCCAACCCCGCCUGCCCAAGCCGGUACACCGAGGACGAGCGCUAGCGUUAGUAAGAAGCCCUCCAGUAAUCGUCCAAGGAUAGGGUCGUCAUCGUCUUCCAGCUCCGUAUCAAGCUCCAAAGAGAGCGUUGCUACACCAAGAACAGAAGAAGAAGGGAGACGAUCAGUGAAUGCCUCUGCCAGAGCUAGACGAAGAGAAAAAUUGAGGGAAUCGCAAGAGAGUGUACCGUCAGGACCAAAAGUACGAAGUUCCACUGAUGCUUCAGCCGGUAGAAGGUCUAGCAAUGGAGAAAUCAAGACAAGAGCCACACGAUCUAAAUCAGAUCCAACCCCACCAAACAGACAAAGAGCAAAAGGUCGUGAAGUGAGCAAAGGUGAAGAUGAGGUAGAUGCGGGAGUUCGUCGUCAAGAAAGACCAAGUGUCGGUGAGGAUUCAUCAGACGAAGACUCUUCAGAAGCUCCAGAGAAAGAAAAGAAAAGCAACGACAAAGAGCUGUCCGCGUUCUCCUCCCUUUUGGAAUCCACUCUGAAAUUGGACAAUGCAAAAGAGGAAGAAGUCAACGAACAGCCAGAGGAAGAAGCAGAAGACAUACAGGAAGAUUUUGCCGAACCUCCUAGUCGAAACAUCACUGCCGACCCUUUGAGCGGUACGAUGGACAUCUACAUCAGAGCUGCUGCUCCUAGGGCACCCAAAGGACUAGGGAAUGCAACCAUGACAACAUCGGGACGAUUGAUGGAUAGAAUAGCUGCAUUAAGGAAAGACAUCAUGCAAGGAAUUGGUAUCGAGCUCUUACAGAAAGCCUAUGCGAGUCUGGAUAAUGAGGACCAAGAUUUAGUUGAAGCUGAACUUAUCUCAAUAAUGGGAAGAGAAAAGUUUGACAUUUAUGGAGGCAAGAUUUGGCAGCUGAAAUUCUGUGAGGAGACGGUAUUUGGAUGAUUUCAACAACUGGACCUGGUUUGUCAAUCCACAUCUGAAACUGAUGACAUUUGGUAUAAACAUCGCGGCAACAUUGGGUCUCGGACAGGCUCUGUGAUUCUACAUAGGAUUGGAUUUGAUCAUGCUUUAUCAUUUGGUAUAAACAUUGUAGCAACGUUGGCUCUAGGAUUGGCUCUGUGUUUCAACAUACAAUUGGACUCGAUCAUACUCGUAUCAAUUGAUGUAAGCAUCGCGACAACAUUGGGUAUCGGACUGGCUCUGUGACUCAUCAGUCGAUUGUAUUCGAUCAGACUCUAACAACUGGUAUUAAACAUUGUGGCAACAUUGGUUUUAGGAUUGGCUCUGUGAUUCAACAUUCGAUUGUACUUAAGCAGGCUAUGUCAUUUUGAUAUAAACAUCGCGGCAGUAUUCACUCUCGGACUACCUCUGUCAUGUCUGUGGUUCAAGGUACGAUUAGAUUUGAUCAGACUCUAACAUUUGAUGUAAACAUUAUGGCAACAUUGGGUUCAGGACUGACUCUAUGAUUCAACAUGCGGGCGUAUUCAACCAGAUUUUAUCAUUCACAGUAAAGUCUCGGACUGGCUCUGUGACUCUACAUAAUUUUGCAUUCAAUUGGACUCUAUCUGUUCAGUAUCAACAUCUCGGCAACUUUAGGCCUCAGACUUUCUCUGCAAUUCAACGUUCAAUUUUGAUUCUUAUCAUCAAUCUUCUAUAAACCUAAAUCGUCAGAAUUGCUGAAUUGAGGAUUUGUUUUUUUAUAUUAAGUGGUGCUCUUUGUUGAUGAAGUUUGAUGUUAGUACAGUAACGUAUGCAUGAUGUGGAGGAGACAUCUUUAACAAUCUAAUCCACAUCUUACUGGAUAUCUUAGAAGAUAAUUUUAUAAAUCGAAUCAACAUGUUAGCAUAAGACAUCUUUACAAACAGAUCCACAUCUCAGUGGAUAUCUUAAGAAAACAGGUCCUUCCAUGUAUCGCAACUCUCUCACACACAGCUGAGAUCCAAUACAGAGCUGUGUAUGGAGAGAGUUGCGACAUGGAGGGACCAGUUUUCUUUGGUCACGUGGUUGCUGGACGCCAUAUUGUCUCCAAAUGCAGCACAACCCCCAAUCGGCAGACUAGUCUGGCACCCCGUGUUUGUCCAUGCGUUUCUUGGGGAACAAAAUGGCUUCUAAUCAAAAAAAUUUGUAACUCUCCCAAUAUCUGGCUCUGAUCCAAUAUAAUGAACACUGCCCUCUAGAGUUCAGGAUGCUCCAUGAUUGAAGGGGUACACUGAUGUCAUCAAUUAAAGUGUAUUUAAUGUCGCCUUCCAAACUAUUAUGUACUUACUAGGGAUCAACAUUGACUUUUGACCUAUUUUGUUGUUUUCAAUGGGCAUUUAAUGGCUUAACAUGAAUACCAGCUUUCUCCAUUAUAAUGUAUUGUAGCAAUUGUAAUGAUGGGUCAUGUAAAAUACUAAAAAUUAUAUCAAUAGUAAUAGGGACUUGUAAUGCGCACGUAUCCACCCUGCUGGGUGCUCAAGAUGCAGUAAACCAAAAACAAAUGAAAGAAAAAACAGACACAACUAGUCCUUGAAAACCAACGGCAUGAGAUAGGUUUUGAGAAAAGAUGUGAAUGUUAAGGUACAGAGACAAGAUCUAAGAUUAAGUGGUAGAGAGUUCCAGAUGCGGGGCGCAGCUGAAGAAAAAAAAGACCUGUCAGCCCAGGAGUGUCAAGACUCGGGUUCAUGGCCCAAUGAAACCCAUUGGAUGUAAUAUCAAUGCCUCAUGGCUAACAACAGGGUACCAUGCACGAGAGUAAUAUUAUACUGCUGGGUCCUCUUUGAAUUGGCUGCAAGAAAUCUUUUGUAGAAAUGUCUUACGAGAUUGCACUUGAGUCACAUUUUGUUUUAAGGCAGUCUGACUGCACUGAAGAACACCUAUGGUACAUCCUGGUAAAGAUGUCAGACGUCAGCCACGUCUCACCAGACACUUGACCCACUUAGAAGGUCAGUGUUAAAGGCAAAGUAUUCCUUUGUUUGUUGGAGCCAUCAUUAGGUUUAAUCCUGUAUAAAUUCAUGUAAUGAUACCAUAACAAAAAAAGUAAUUGACCGAACAGUUUCGACCUUAGCAGAGUCGUUCUCAAAAGCACAAUGAAACCACAUCACAGUAUGAACAGGUAUGCAAGUGUUUUAAACGUACAUAUGUGAACAUUGCAUCUUUAAAGGUGGUCAUGUUUCUGAGAUAUUGCCGUGAAUCCAGAGCGAAUAUGCAGGAAGAAUAAUCCCCAUAUAAAACAGGAAAGCACAAUCUGAGAAGUGUUUCUGACAGUUACGCUUCUCAGAGUAAAAUUUUGGGCCAUAAAAACUGCUGUCUUUCUACAUUAACCACUUUACUUCAAAGUGAAAUGUUUGUCAAAAUGCUUGUUACUAUCAAAAGCUGCUACAUGUACAUGGUGUAUAGGCUUCUAACUAAUAGUUGUAAAGGCUGAGUCAAACUGCAGCGAUAACGAAAAUGAAAAUGAUAACGAUCACGGCGCAAAGAGAACACAUUCUAUCGG